AAUUCUUGCCAUAGUUAUGGACAGAAGUUGCAAUCUGCUCUGUGCUCUUGCAAUUCUCAUUCUACUACAUCAAAAUGCUUCACUUGCUAAUAUUAGCACUGAUGAAGCUGCUCUUCUUGCACUGAAAUCGCACAUUUCUCCUAGUCCUAACAACAUAUUAGCAACAAACUGGUCUUCUUCCAGCCCGGUUUGCAGCUGGAUUGGAGUCACUUGCAGCUCCCGCCACCAUCGAGUCACUGUAUUAGACAUUUCUAGGAUGCAACUACAUGGUACCAUUCCUCCACACCUUGGAAACCUCUCAUUUCUUGUUUCCCUCGACAUUAGUGACAACACUUUCCAUGGUGCUUUGCCAGAAGAGUUGGCUCAUUUGCGGAGGUUGAAAUUGAUUAAUGUCACAAGCAAUAACUUCACAGGAGCCAUUCCAUCAUUUUUAAGUUUAUUACCAAAACUACGGUCUGUGUACCUCUCUAGAAACCAAUUUUCAGGGAAAAUUCCCUCUUCCAUUUCCAAUAUAACAAAGCUGGAAGUGUUGAUCUUGGGGAGUAAUUUUCUCGAAGGAGAGAUCCCUCAAGAAAUCGGUGAUCUUCGUUACAUGGCUUUGUUAGACCUGGAAUAUAAUCAGCUUAGAGGCUCUAUACCACCAUCAAUCUUUAACAUUACGACAAUGAAGUUCAUUGCUCUUACUGGUAACAAUCUUACUGGAAAGCUCCCAAAAACUAUAUGUGACCAUCUUCCAAACUUGGAAGGCCUUUACCUCGCAACAAACUCCCUAGAAGGAGUUAUUCCACCAAACUUGGAGAAAUGCAGAAAACUUCAAUUCUUGGGAUUAGCUGCUAAUGAGUUAAUUGGAACUGUACCAAGAGAGCUAGCCAACUUAACAGCUCUUAGAGUAUUAGCACUUAAAGCACAAUACUUGGAAGGAGAAAUACCAGCGGAGCUAGGAAAUCUUAAGAAACUACAGUGGCUGAUAUUAGGCCAGAAUAGGUUUACUGGUUCUGUCCCUGCAAGCAUUUUCAACAUUUCAACACUGCAGUUCCUAGAACUUGCACAUAAUAAGCUCUCAGGUACCCUACCUUCAAAUUUAGGUCGUGGAAUGCCGAGCCUAGAAGAACUUUAUAGUGGAAAAAAUAAUCUGAGUGGUUUUAUUGCUGAUUCAAUCUCAAAUUCUUCAAAACUCAGAUUAGUUGAUCUCGCACACAACAGUUUCACAGGUCCAAUUCCUGAAUCACUUGGUAACUUAGAAUACCUUGAGAAUCUAAACUUGAACGGGAAUAGUUUUUCCAGUGAUUCAGCAUUGACCUUCCUUACAACAUUGACAAACUGUAAAAAUCUAAGAAUACUCUGGUUUGCUGAUAAUCCAUUGGAUGGUGUCUUGCCUGCAUCCAUUAGUAAUUUCUCCAACUCCCUACAUGAAUUUAAGGGAAAGAAUUGUAAACUUAAGGGCAUCAUUCCUGAAGGAAUUGGUAAUCUUACUGGAGUGACAAGGAUGGAUCUGCGUAACAAUGAGUUGACCGGACAUAUUCCAAUUACUGUCCAAAGCAUGUUGAACCUUCAAGAAUUUUACCUUCAGGGCAACAAGAUUCAAGGAAUCAUACCAGAUGUUAUGUGCAGUUUAAAGAAUCUCGGUGCAUUAUACUUGUCAGAAAAUCAAUUUUCAGGUUCCAUGCCACCAUGCUUAGGAAAAAUUUCCAGUUUGAGGUAUCUGAAUCUAGCUUACAACAGGCUGGAUUCAAGAUUACCUGCAAGCUUGGGGAGCCUUCAAGAUCUCAUAGAAUUCAAUGUUUCAUCCAAUUUCUUAAGCGGGAAAAUUCCCCUUGAAAUUGGAAACUUAAAGGCUGCAACACGCAUUGAUCUGUCAAAAAACAAUUUUUCUGGUAAGAUUCCGAGCACUCUAGGGGGUCUAGAUAAAUUGAUUAUUUUUUCCCUGGCAUACAAUAGACUAGAAGGGCCUAUUCCAGAUUCAUUUGGCAAAAUGUUGUCAUUGGAAUUCUUGGAUUUGUGCUAUAACAACCUUGGUGGUGAAAUUCCAAAGUCUUUAGAAGCUCUUCUUUAUCUCAAAUACCUGAACGUCUCAUUCAAUAAACUAAGUGGAAAGAUUCCCACUGGUGGUCCUUUUGCAAAUACCACAGGUCAAUCAUUCUUGUCCAAUGAUGCACUCUGUAGUGAUUCUACGUCUAAUGUAUCAUCAUGUGUUGUCAUCCAAUCUCCAAAGAGGAAAAAGAAAAUCUUGAUUUUGUACAUCAUUUCGGGAGUGGGUCUGUUAUUUCUUGUAUUAGCCCUUGCAUAUGUAUUUGGAAGAUUGCGAAAGACAAAGAAGAAUACAGGUCAAGCAGUUGUGUCUCUAGCAAGAGAGCAUGGAAGAAUUUCCUAUUAUGAAAUUGAGCAGGCAACAGAAGGAUUCGAUGAAAGCAACUUGCUUGGUAAAGGGAGUUAUAGCAUGGUAUACAAGGGGAUACUUAAGGAUGGUACCCUUUUCGCAGCAAAGGUAUUCAAUGUGCAAUUGGAGGGUGCUUUCAAAUGUUUUGACACAGAAUGUGAAAUACUCCGCAACCUUCGCCACAGAAAUCUGAUCAAAGUCAUAACGAGCUGCUCCAACCAUGAUUUCAAAGCCCUGGUGCUAGAAUACAUGCCCAAUGGGACACUUGAUAAAUGGUUAUACUCUCACAACUUGUUCUUGAACUUAUUGCAGAGAUUAGAUAUAAUGAUAGAUGUCGCAUCUGCAAUGGACUAUCUCCACAAUGGCUAUUCAACACCUGUGGUGCAUGGUGACUUGAAGCCAAGCAAUGUCUUGCUAGAUAAAGAUAUGGUUGGUCACGUCAGUGAUUUUGGCAUUGCAAAAUUGUUAGGUGCAGGGGAAGCUUUUGUUCAAACAAGGACAAUUGCAACUAUUGGAUAUAUUGCUCCAGAGUAUGGACAAGAUGGAAUAGUAUCCAUGAAAUGCGAUGUUUAUAGUUUUGGUAUCCUGAUUAUGGAGACAUUUACUAGAAUGAGACCAAGUGAUGAAAUAUUUACUGGAGACUUGAGCAUACACUGUUGGGUUAGUGAUUCCUUCCCAAGUGGGAUUCAUAAGGUGGUGGACUUUAAUUUGAUAGAGUCAGCGGAUGAACAAAUUGAUACAAAGAUGCAAUGUUUGUUAUCUAUCAUGGAAUUAGCUAUAAGCUGCACCGUAGUGUCACCUGAUGCAAGAAUUAGAAUGGAAGAUGCUCUUUCAACACUUAAAAAGAUUAGACUCCAGUUUGUCAGUAGUCUAGGUGGAAUAUAAUUGAACGAUAGUCUCUUGUAUGUUGUUUGAUUAUCAAUGCUGGUUGUGUUAAGGUUUCAGCUGAGCACAAGUACUUUAGUGUUUUCCAACAAUUAUUGAGGGCCACUUUUUAUGUACUUCAAAGACAGGAGUUCGUUGAAUCAAGAAUUUGUAACAAGCAACUCAUUUCUUUGAUCUAUGUAAUUUACCAAAGUCAACAGGCUAAAGUACGAAUGAGUUUAUCCACUCUUUCGCAGCAAAAGCUACGAGAUGAACUGUG
This is a messenger RNA of Capsicum annuum, 3521 nucleotides long. Its product is annotated as probable LRR receptor-like serine/threonine-protein kinase At3g47570. The coding region runs from base 17 to 3262 and encodes 1081 amino acids. Lineage: Eukaryota; Viridiplantae; Streptophyta; Magnoliopsida; Solanales; Solanaceae. Gene Ontology annotation, molecular function: protein kinase activity; ATP binding; protein binding. The record is from RefSeq and is a predicted model, not a curated record. Gene Ontology annotation, biological process: protein phosphorylation. The transcript has 3 exons.